UCUAUUGUUGUCACUUUGGUUAUCUCUGAAAGCCUCAGUCCUUCUGAGCUGUUUAGUAGUUUUUCUGAGGGUUUUGGAAAACAGACAUGUUGCUUCCAUCACAAGUCAGGAGGAUAUGGAGACUGACAGACAAGCUGCAGAGGAUUUGACAACAACAGAAAGUAUUGAUUCCUGAGGCCUGACGGAGCCCAAGAAUGUUUCUCAUUGAACUGCAGUGGAGUUUGUUUCAGGCCAAGGCUCUAGUCUGCUCAAUGCUGGUUCUCCUUUGUGUGCACACAGCCACAGGGAUGUCAGGUUGGGAUGGAUGUUUGGAUGGUCAGGAUAUAUUCACAACCAUCAAAGAAAACAGCCGCUCAGGAGAAGUCGUUGCUGAACUCAUGGCUGACACCACAAUGGAAGGGGUUCAGUGGACCCUAAAUGGAAGGGAUGCGGAUUGGUUCUACUUAGAUGAAAGACACAUCCGGCUGAACACAUCAGCAGACAAGGUCCUGGACCGAGAGGUACAGGGUUCUGUCCUAAUGGCUGACUUGACAUGUUAUGAAGAGGACACAUUUCAGACCGCGUACAGGAUCGUGGUGGAGAUUCUUAAUGAGAAUGAUAAUUCCCCCAUGUUUGCAAAAAACACCGUCCAGUCUUUGAUUAUCAGUGAGCUGACUCCAGUGAAUACUGUGGUCUUUACUGUCCAGGCCAAAGAUGCAGAUAACGAUAUGAUAGUUUACUUGAUUGACCAGACAUCACCUGAUGCAGUUUACUUCAAGAUUGACCUCCCUAACAGUGGAGAGGUGAUGCUGUCCAAACCUCUAGACUAUGAGACCAAAAGGCUGCUUACUAUCACCAUCCACGCCUCAGAAAUGAACACUGCUGAGCACUUCAAUACCAGUACCAACAUCACCAUCACUGUCCUGGAUGGAGAUGACCAGUACCCACAGUUUCUGCCCUGCACACUACUUUUCCAGCAUAAGACCAGCCACAUCUGCACCAGCCCUGUGUACACAGUCAAUGUGACAGAGGGGGAGGAGGACAUUGUGUUGGAUUUCUCUCCUGGUCCCAUUCAUGCAGUAGAUGGAGACAGAGAACUCUGCACUCCAGUCAAAUAUGCCAUUCUCUCAGGAGAUGAUGAUGGCCGUUUCCUGAUGGACAGCGAGACAGGGGAGAUGAAACUGAUUCAUGGGGUUACUGACAGACUCACAACUCCAGUGCUGCAUCUACAGGUCAUGGCGUAUCAGGAUGACGACCCCAGAAAGUAUUCUCUUGCUACAGUGUUGGUCCAAGUUCUGGCUGUAAACCAGUUUUAUCCAGAGUUUGCAAUGGCUGAAUAUCAAGGUUUUGUAACUGCAGGAAAGAGCCCUGCGUCUCUGGUCAAUACUUAUGGCAGCAAAGUCCUGGUGUUACAUGUACACGAUCAAGACUUUAACUAUGGUUUCAAUCCCAUGAUCCACUUCACCCUCAGUCCUACAUCCAAUCAUACAGACAUCUACCAAAUUACACAGGAGGGUCUUCUGAUCACCAGGACUGAUCAACUCAAACCAGGGCAGAAACAUGUCUUAGAGGUAGCGGCUAUAGACCAGGAGUCCGGAGAUGCCACCUUUGCUACUGUAGUGGUGGACGUGUUAUCUGAAGGACAAUUAAUCCCUUAUAGUCCACUGGGAGAUGGCCGUAUAACAGGUUGUACCGUGGGCAAAGCGUUGUUUCUGAGCAUGGUGUUCAUGAGUGUUUUUGGAUGUAUCCUGUGGUUGGGGAUGUGGCUGAAGAAGAAACACAAAGGAAAGAGGGACUCAUUGGAGAGAGGCUGCGUGGCUCAGGGCAAACACCCCAAUGUGAGCUUACGGUGGUUCCAAAUGUUGAGUCACCGUAACGCCAUGCCGCACAUGGAGGAUGUACAGUACAACAAUGAAGAGUAUGGAACCUACAAUCUUUCCUUCAGCUUCGCAGACAAACCUGGCAUCUAUACCCACCAAGACCUCCCUGCAUGCCGUGGACCUGUUCCACCCAGAACAACCGCUGCACCCGACACCAGCUUCAUCCCCACUGAAACUGUGCACAGCUCUGUGAUCCUCAGUAAUAUCUCUACAUCAACCAAAAGGUCCUCUAGUUCACCAACCUUUCACCCAGACACUGUGGAUGUGAGCCUCACACAUAUGGCUCAAGAUGCUCCACCCAAAGAAAACCCUGGUUCACCAAAUGAUACAUCCUCAGAGGAACUACCUAACACUUGUCUUAGUCCUGAAACCCAUGAUAUCACUAUCACCCCACCAUUAACUUCCCCUGAUUCACAAACUGAACAAACUACCAAUAAUGACCCUGUCAACUCUGUCACCAGCCCUUCCUCUCAAUCCAGUAUUCCAUGCAGUCAUACCCGAAUUGCUUCAGCAGAGAUAGACAAACCCUUCAGCAAACCUUGUGUGAAGACACCUCCAAAUCCACCAUUAUGGUCCUCAACCCCCCCGAAACCGAUGAGCACACCCAAAUCUCCCCCAGAUCAUUCAUCUCUAAAAGCCAAACUGGCACAUAUGGAUAGGUCUCCCCGUGAUACACCUCAACAAACACCAGAGCCAACAUCUAUGGCUCUAAGCACAGACAUAGACCAACCUUCCACGUCACAGGACCGAACAGACCAAUCAGAACACCCAGGUGGGGCUGCAGAUGCCAGUAGUCCAUCUCAGGACAGGAUGCCCUUGACGAACUCAGAAAAUACACAGGUCUGCCUCGGAGUGGGAGAUGCGGCUGAUGAUGUCCUCCUGCGAGAUCAAGAUGCAGACAACAACAGUGAGGAUGAGUUAGAGCCGGAUGAAGAAGAGCUGCUGAGAGUGCUGGCUCGUUGUAAUCCCAUUUUAUUCACAUUUAGUAAGUGACAGGAUGGCCGACAGAAAAUGGAGGAUGUAAAGUGAAGAUGGAUGAAGCCAGACAGCUGACAAUGGAGAUGUCAUCAAGAAUGAAAAGAAACACUGCAGCCUGGUUCUGCUUGUGUUGCACUGCUGAGACAAAGAGGACAGAAUACAUACACAAGAUCUACAGCACAUGGGCCACAAAAGAAGACAUGGUCAUUAUUCACACUGUAUAUUAUAUAUCUAAAACUAAACACACAAUAACACACACUCAAAUUAUAUCAUAUAGUUGACUGGAUGACAGGAAUGAGCGACGUUGCAUGCACAAAACACAGUUACACUGAUGAUGUACGACAGCCUGAAUGAUUCAGUCAUGAAUCAACAUAUUGUCAGCAAAUGUUUACGAAUAAUAAUGAGACUGAAUAAUGAAUGAAUGAAUGAAUAAAAUAUAAAUCUAUAUGAAAUCACAUGUAGAAAGCAAAACACCUGCUUUGACAUCAAAUGUUUGCCUGUUUAAACUCACAGAGAAAAAAUGUAGCAGCAGUUUUGCGCCCUGUGUGCUUGCAUGUAGAUUUAUGCAUUAAUUGUUUUGUUAUGUUUGCCCUACUUUUGAACAUUUUGAACACAUACGAACAUGA
Molecule: messenger RNA, 3463 nt
Organism: Larimichthys crocea (large yellow croaker)
Lineage: Eukaryota; Metazoa; Chordata; Actinopteri; Sciaenidae
Exons: 16
Coding region: 195-2852 (885 amino acids)
Biological process (GO): cell migration; multicellular organism development; homophilic cell-cell adhesion
Cellular component (GO): membrane; catenin complex
Molecular function (GO): beta-catenin binding; calcium ion binding; cadherin binding
Source: RefSeq, a predicted model, not a curated record